Messenger RNA from Anisakis simplex (herring worm), 1179 nucleotides. NCBI's taxonomy places the organism in Eukaryota, Metazoa, Nematoda, Chromadorea, Rhabditida, Anisakidae. The record is from the annotation of a GenBank genome assembly.
CUGCUCACAAGUGCCUCAUUCCAGAUCAUACGCGUUGUUGUACCGCAGUUUCUGGUCGUUCUACUGCUCUUCAGUUAUGUGCUAUUCGGUUCGGGCAUGUUUGUGCUGCUGGAUGGGAACCUGGCCAAAGAGAAUUUCACAGAUAUUAUUCUAUUUUCGUUCACAACACUCGCUACUAUUGGAUAUGGUAAUAUUUCACCAUCUACACCACUUGCACAAUUGUUCUGCAUUGUGUUCUCGGUAUUCGGCAUUCCGAUGACUUUGCUUACAUUGGCAAAUCUGGGUAAAUAUCUUACCAAAAGCUACUGGAUGGCAUUGGUUUGCCUAGGACGAGAGAUCCGAUGGCGUGCAUGCGAGAACGCCAAAAUGCCUCUACCAACCAUUUUAACACUGUUUGUGAUCACUUUUGCGUUCGGAUCACUGCUGUUCUAUCAUAAGGGGAAAGGAUUCUCCGUGGACGAUGUCUAUUUCAGUGUGAUCAGUUUUGCCACCGUUGGAUUCGGUGAUAAAUUCCCGACAGCCGAUGACCCUGUGCUAUUGGUCGGAAUGAUCUGCUAUCUGGUUUGGGGUAUGAUCUUGAUGACCACAAUGUUCUCAGUUGUGAGUGCCUACCUGAGAAUGAUUCACUAUCUUGGACGUCAAUUGCGAGGUGCUCGUGAUGUACAUGUUUGGUUCGGAGGUAAAAGUAUGAAGGUUUCGGCACUGCUCGAGAUCGUUGCCGCAGAAUUCAAUGCAACCCCACGUCAGCUCAAAGGAGUGCUGCGCGAUUUGGACACAAUUAUAACGGAUGCAGUUGGCGAGAAUCAGUUACUCUCGAGAAGACCCUCGAUUCUGUUCAAAAAUCGACGUUCCUCCAAAAAGCCAUUCGCCUACUCACUUCAGGUAAACUCUGAAUCCACGUCGAAUUGGAUUUCGAUUGAUUCGAAUCGACAUCCUCCGUCGUCUUAUAAAAUGAUAAUCUGGACACGAUCUGAAGGUUUUCCGGCAAAAGGACGAAAACAACGCUAUAAUUUUUUAGAAACACAAGACAACAGGGAGCAUCCAGCACCACCAAUAAUCGAAGAAGAGACCAUUUUGAUCAACAAAAAUUUCUUGAAAGAACGACAAUCAAUCGAUCGCAGACAAUCCGUUGAUCUCGGCGAAUUGAGUCGACGAACCAUCACAAAGUACGAAUUCUGA